Molecule: messenger RNA, 1357 nt
Organism: Apis laboriosa (Himalayan honeybee)
Lineage: Eukaryota; Metazoa; Arthropoda; Insecta; Hymenoptera; Apidae
Product: protein phosphatase 1 regulatory subunit 7-like
Exons: 5
Coding region: 46-1002 (318 amino acids)
Molecular function (GO): protein binding
Source: RefSeq, a predicted model, not a curated record
UAUUAAUUCCAUUAUUGAAAUUAUUAUUAAUUAUAUUUUGAUAUAAUGGCAAAUAAUGAGGAUAAUAAAAGUGAAGGUUCAGCUGAAAUUGAAGGUGAAAAUGAAAAUGAAGAGAAUGAGGAAACAGAAAAGAUUCUUAUCAUAGAUCCUGAUAGUGAAGAAUUAGAUUUCAAUCAUUCAAGAUUAACAAAAUUAGAAAAUUUAGAACCAUUGAGGAAAAUACGUAGAUUAUGUUUUACAUGGAAUCUGAUAAAGAAAAUUGAAAAUCUUGAUACACUUACAACUUUGGUUGAGUUAGAGUUAAGAGAUAAUCAGAUUGUUAUUAUAGAAAACUUGGAUGUUCUUGUAAAUUUGGAACUUUUAGAUUUAUCUUUCAAUCGUAUCAAAAAAAUAGAAGGAUUGGAGAAUUUAUUGAAUUUACAAAAAUUGUUUCUAUCAUCAAAUAAGAUUCAAUGUAUUGAAAAUUUAUCACAUUUAAAAAAUCUUGUAACUCUUGAAUUGGGUGAUAAUAAAAUAAGAGAAAUAAUUAAUCUUGAAGGACUUGAAAAUCUAACAAAUUUAUUUCUUGGUAAAAAUAAAAUAACAAAAAUUAAAAACAUGGGAUGUUUACAAAAUCUUCAAUUAUUAAGUCUUCAAAGUAAUCGUAUUACAAAAAUAGAAAAUUUAGAAGAAUUGAAAAAUUUAGACCAAAUAUAUUUAUCUGAAAAUGGUAUAUCAUGUAUUGAAGGAUUAUCAAAUUGUUCAAAAUUAACAACCUUUGAUUUAGCAAAUAAUAAAAUAAAAAAAAUUGAAAAUAUUGAACAUCUUGAAGAUUUAGAAGAGUUUUGGAUAAACAACAAUGAAAUUGAGGAAUGGAUAACUAUAGAGAAUUUAGCUCUUAAUAAGAAAUUACAGACUGUAUAUUUAGAACAUAAUCCUAUUGCCAAAGAUCCAAACUACAGAAGAAAAAUCAAAUUAUUGCUGCCAUGGCUUGUUCAAUUAGAUGCAACACUUUGCAGAUAGAAAAUACUAUUUUACAAAAUAGAUGUCUCUGAUAGAGAUUCUUUGAUCUAUAAUAAUAUCUACUGAUAUUGUUACUUAUCUCUUUUUAUUGCUUUUAAAAGAUUAUUUUUAGCAAAUAAAUCAAAAAUACCUAUACUCUUAUUAGCAAAAGGUAAAAAUAAUUACAAUUUUUUUUAACUAUAAAAUGUAUUUUUUUAUAUUUUACAUUUUGUUAAUAAUCUAAUUAAUAUUGUUGUUAAAGAACUGAAAUUUGUUACUAUUUUGAAUAAUUAGAAACGUAAAUUUUUUAACAAAAAAUAAUAUAAAUGUUUAAAAGUUCAAUAGUUCAACAUUUUUUAUAAUUUUAAAGUCAAGA